Molecule: messenger RNA, 954 nt
Organism: Phacochoerus africanus (Common warthog)
Lineage: Eukaryota; Metazoa; Chordata; Mammalia; Artiodactyla; Suidae
Product: olfactory receptor 5L1-like
Exons: 1
Coding region: 1-954 (317 amino acids)
Biological process (GO): sensory perception of smell; G protein-coupled receptor signaling pathway
Cellular component (GO): membrane
Molecular function (GO): G protein-coupled receptor activity; odorant binding; olfactory receptor activity
Source: RefSeq, a predicted model, not a curated record
AUGGGCAAGGAAAAUUGCAACCUUGUAACAGAGUUCAUUCUCCUUGGAUUCUCAGAUGUCCCUGCAUUGAGAGUCUUCCUCUUCCUGGUGUUUUUUGUCAUCUACAGAGUCACAGUCUUGGGGAACCUGGGCAUGAUAGGGUUUAUUUGGGUCAACCUUCAACUCCAUACCCCCAUGUACUAUUUCCUUAGCCAUUUGUCCUAUGUGGAUUUCUGUUACUCCACAAUCAUUGUUCCCCAGAUACUAGCUAACAUCAUAAAUGAAGACAAAUCCAUUUCCUUCAUGAGGUGGGUUGUGCAAUUUUACUUGUUUUGCGCAUGUGUGGUAACUGAGGUCAUCUUACUAGCCACAAUGGCCUAUGAUUGCUUUGUGGCCAUCUCUAACCCAAUGUUGUACAUGGCCACUAUUUCCCAAAAUGUCUGUGUGGAGCUGGUGUCUUAUUGCUACCUCUGUGGGACUGUGUGUUAUCUGCUUCAUGUGUGUUUAGCUCUUAAGAUUCCAUCUUACAGAUCAAAUGUGAUCAACAACUUCUUUUGUGAUCUGCCCCCUCUCUUAUCUCUUGCUUGCUCUGAUGUCACUACAAAUCAGCUGGUGUUAUACAUUGUGGCCCUGUUCACUGAGAUCAUCUCCAGAGUGAUCAUCCUCACCUCCUUCUUAUUCAUUCUCAUCAUCAUAAUGAGGAUGUGCUCUUCAGCGGGAAGGUCCAAGGCCUUUUCCACCUGUGCGUCCCACCUCACAGUCAUCAUUGUCUUUCAUGGAACAAUCCUUUUCAUUUAUUGCUGGCCCCAUUCUGCCAACAAGAGUAUGGCCAUGGACAAAGUGACCACAGUGUUCUACACUGUAGUGAUUCCCAUGCUGAACCCCCUGAUCUACAGUCCGAGGAACAAGGAUGUAAAAGAAGCACUGAGAAAAGUAGUGAACUCCAAAAAAUUUUCCAAGAGAAUAUUUUCCUAG